AUGAGCAAUACAAAUCCUGAUAAUCAACAAGGAAAUCAAGCCCUCAUAGACACUGAAAACUACAUCAAGAAAGGUUGCGAAAUAAUACAACGAGAAGCGACCAGAGUUCGUCAUGAGCAAGAGUCCAUCGAUGCGAUGUCGAAGAAACUAGACCAGGUUCACUUCUCAUCGACUGUUAAACUCAACGUUGGUGGUCAAUACUUUACCACAAGUGUGCAGACGCUGAAAAAAGAUCCCAACUCCAUGUUAGCCGCCAUGUUUUCUGGGAAGUUUGAGAUGAAACCUUCUGAAGAUGGUUCUUUCUUUAUCGACCGAGAUGGAACUUACUUCCGGUUUAUACUAAAUUAUCUUCGUAAUGGCGAGCUGAUUUUACCAGAGGGUGCUACAUUCCUCAAGGAACUCGAAGCAGAAGCUAAGUUUUAUCAGCUGCAAGGGAUAUUGGAUGAACUGAAGCCUAAAGAACCGAAAGUGUUCGAGGAGACGGUGAUACUGACGAACGAAGAGCAUCGAAGAGUCAUGAAAAGUUGGUUGCCUGAGGCUAUGAAAGGCGAAUGGCGCUUGCUAUUUCGAGCUUCACGAGAUGGCUUUGCUGCUUCAGCGUUUCAUUCCAAAUGCGAUAACAAAGGACCUACAAUCACUGUUGUAAAAAGUGGUGGAAACAUUUUUGGAGGCUUCAGUGAGAACGCUUGGACAAGUAAAUAUAACAUACUUGAUAUAUGUAAAAUACAAAUUAGCUUUAUCGAGGAACUAGCUCCUGAUGAAAGGUUGAGAACUUCAAUUCCAGUUUUAUGCAUGUCGUAAAGCCUGUGGCACCCUUGUUAAUUUCCUUUCCCCAUUAUUCUGAAGGCUCAUACUUGGAUACCUAAGCCACACUAACUAACAAACACCAGUGCAAAGGAUUACCACAGAUCAUACUCAUUAAACCAGGAUAAGUCCAUGAGCAGGAUAUUGGUAAAUUCUUUAUAGGUGGCUUAAACUUAUUUUUACGUUUCUCAGGGGAAAACUUUUCAGUAGAAAAGAUAUUGUCGAUGGUCUCAGGCCGAAAUUUCGUAUUCUAUGCAAAGGAGCAGGUCUGGUUAGUUAUCUGUGUGGGUAACCGAGCCCAAUAUAGGUUCAGGAUCAAAGAAGUUGAAUGGGGCAGAAAAUGUUUGAAAGGUUUAGAUUUAAAGAACGUUGAAUUUUAAAUGUGAAAAUGACUGUUUAACACACGUAAUGUCUGAAUAUAUAUGUCAGGUGUAAUCACUGUUAUUCACAGGUCGUUGUGAAUCGGUGUCAUGCCGCCAUGCCUUCCUGUUCAGCUUUGUAAACCCAAGUGGCCUGGGACCGACCAAACUGCCGCUUAUCUCAGGGAUCGACCCAAAUGGCAUCGUUUGUAUUAGCACCCUUGGACCAGUGUUUGGCAUUGGGAACGACCUGGUGAUAUCAAACAAUGCGGACGAAAGUCCUCAUAGUAACAGCCAACUCGGCCACACCUAUCAGCUUCCACCAGGACAGCAGAGCACGUUCUUCACAGGUGCCAAAAAUUUCACUGUUACAGAUUACGAGGUCUUUGGACUCAGCCAGUGA
Porites evermanni is the source of this 1566-nucleotide messenger RNA. NCBI's taxonomy places the organism in Eukaryota, Metazoa, Cnidaria, Anthozoa, Scleractinia, Poritidae. The record is from the annotation of a GenBank genome assembly.